Catharus ustulatus (Swainson's thrush) is the source of this 5079-nucleotide messenger RNA. Its product is annotated as putative tyrosine-protein phosphatase auxilin. Bases 75 to 2984 code for a protein of 969 amino acids. Gene Ontology annotation, cellular component: cytosol. The record is from RefSeq and is a predicted model, not a curated record. Gene Ontology annotation, biological process: dephosphorylation. Lineage: Eukaryota; Metazoa; Chordata; Aves; Passeriformes; Turdidae. Gene Ontology annotation, molecular function: phosphatidylinositol-3,4,5-trisphosphate 3-phosphatase activity. The transcript is spliced from 19 exons.
CCUCCAUCCAUCCAUCCAUCCAUCCCUCCCUCCCUCCCGCGGCCGCCGGAGCCGCUCUCCCGCCCGGCUCGCCCAUGAGCCUGCUCGGGAGCUACCGGAAAAAGCCGGGCAGUGACGGCUAUGAAUCCUUGCAGCUCGUGGACAGCGGCGCUGAGCGCGGCGGGGCGGGCGCGGGGCCGGCCCGCAGCCCCGGGCGGCAGCAGCAGCAGCAGCAGCCGCAGCCCCGAGCCGACGGCAGCACCAUGGACAGCUCAGGUGCCUCGUCUCCAGACAUGGAGUCCAGCUAUGGGGGAGGCCUGCUGGACAUGGUGAAGGGAGGAGCAGGGAGGCUCUUCAGCAACCUCAAGGACAACCUGAAGGACACCCUGAAGGACACCUCCUCCAAGGUCAUGCAGUCUGUCGCCAGUUACACCAAGGGAGAGCUGGACAUUUCCUACAUUACCUCAAGGAUCAUAGUGAUGUCUUUCCCUGCUGAGGGUGUGGAGCUGGGAUUUAGGAACCACAUUGAGGAUGUCAGGACAUUCCUGGACUCCAGGCACCCCGACCACUACACCGUGUUCAACUUGUCACCCAAAUAUUAUCGCAGUGCCAAGUUCCACAACAGGGUGUCUGAGUGCAGCUGGCCCGUCCGGCAGGCGCCCAGCCUGCACAACCUCUACGCUGUCUGCAAGAACAUGCACAACUGGCUGCAGCAGAACCCCAAAAACGUCUGUGUCAUCCACUGCAUGGACGGCCGUGCAGCCUCAGCAGUUCUGGUCAGUGCAAUGUUCUGUUUCUGUCACCUCUUCUCUCAUCCUGGCCCUGCUGUGCAGCUGCUGAACACAAAGAGACCUGGGAUUGUACUGUGGCCAUCCCACAGGAGGUACAUAGGAUACAUCUGUGACCUAAUAGCAGACAAACCUGUCAUCCCCCACUGCAAACCACUGACCAUCAAGUCAGUCACGCUCAGCCCCGUGCCCUGCUUCAACAAGCAGCGCAACGGCUGCCGGCCCUUCUGCGACAUCCUCAGCGGGGAGACCCGCAUCCUCAGCACCUCCCAGGAGUACGAGAGGAUGAAAGAAUACCGUGUGCAGGAAGGGAAGGUCCUGAUCCCCCUGGGAGCCACAGUCCAUGGAGAUGUUGUUGUCUCUGUCUACCACAUGAGAUCCACCAUCGGGGGACGCCUGCAAGCCAAGAUGACCAACACACAAAUAUUCCAAAUUCAGUUUCAUACUGGAUUCAUAGCCCUGGGAACAACCACUCUCAAAUUCACCAAGCCUGAGCUGGAUGCCUGUGACUCUCCAGACAAAUAUCCUCAGCUCUUUCAUGUUAUACUGGACAUAGAAAUCCAGUCUGCAGACAGACAAACUGAAUUAACUCCCCCAUGGGAGAACUUCACCACAAAAGACAUCAAUCCCUCCAUUCUCUUCUCCUCCCACCAGGAGCACCAGGACACUCUUGCUUUGGCAGGCAGAGGUGCCACGGAUUCCCCCCAGGAUAACAUCAGGAACGUUGGGCAGAGUGCAUUCUUCUCCUCUCUCAGCUGGCAAGAUCAGAAAUCUGACAAAAGUAGCUCUCACCCCACCUCAGAGGAUCGAGCAGCGUUGGUGCAUGAGGAAAGCGAACAGUCAGAUGACGAACUCUUGUCCCUUUCCAGUCAGCACAGUAAUGCCAGCGGUGACAAGCCCCACGGGACACCCAAACACAGCAAAAAGCAGCAAGAGCCUCCAGCAGCACCUCCCCCCGAGGACGUGGACCUGCUGGGCCUGGAUGGCAGCCCCAUGAGCAAGAGCUUUCCCUCGCAGCCCAGCGCUGCCCCCUCUAACUCUGAGCUGCUGAAUGAUUUGUUUGGGGUGUCGCAGAGCCCCGGCGCAGCCGCGGCUGAGGAGGUUUUCCACGUGGGGGCACCCGGAUCCGUGCACUCGACCCCGCGGCGCUCGGCGGCUUCGGCGUCGCCGUCGCCGAGGGUGGGAGAAGCCACUGCCUUUGAUCCAUUUGGAAGUAGCCCCAAGCAAACUGGUCCAGACCUCCUGGGUUCCUUCCUUGGCUCAUCAGCUGGCCCUGGGGAUCCUUUCCUUCAAGCCACAAGAAGCCCUUCACCAACUGUGCACAGCGAUCCCUUUCACAUGGCUUCCAGCACUCCAACGGUUUCCAUCCAACCAGAUGUUUCCAGUGGUUGGGACUGGCCCAAUAAAGCAGGUGGUCUAGGAAUGGGAAGUAAGUCUGCUGCCACCAGUCCUACAGGAUCCCUCCACAGCACUCCCACUCAUCAGGCCAAACCCCAAACACUGGAUCCAUUUGCUGAUCUGGGAAGUCUUGGAGCGAGUUUAGCAGGUGGCUCCUCGUUCGCCAGCAAGCCGACCACACCGACGGGCAUGGGCGGGGGCUUCCCCCCGUCCCCACAGAAGCCACCCCCGCAGCCCAUGGGUGGCACCGGGUGGCAGCAGGGCUCGGGAUACGGCUGGCAGGGGACACAGCCCAAAGCUCAGCCCCACGCCUCCCCCCAGAACAAGCCCAACUACAACGUGAGCUUCUCGCAGGGGGCGCAGGCGGAGCGGGGGAAAGGAGCCGCUAAUGUUGAUUCCAAGCCAAAAGUGUCUGCAGAUUUUGAAGAUUUAUUAUCUGGUCAAGGGUUUAAUGCUCACAAGGACAAGAAGGGCCCCAAAACAAUAGCUGAGAUGAGAAAAGAAGAAAUGGCAAAGGAGAUGGACCCUGAGAAACUAAAAGUGCUGGAGUGGAUUGAAGGGAAGGAGAGGAAUAUCAGGGCACUGCUGUCCACCAUGCACACGGUGCUGUGGGCAGGGGAGACCAAGUGGAAACCUGUGAGCAUGGCAGACCUGGUGACUCCAGAGCAGGUGAAGAAGGUGUACAGGCGCGCUGUGCUCGUCGUUCACCCCGACAAGGCUACUGGGCAGCCAUAUGAACAAUAUGCAAAGAUGAUAUUUAUGGAGCUGAACGAUGCCUGGUCAGAAUUUGAGAACCAAGGACAGAAACCCUUGUAUUAGGAACUUUCUCAGCCUCCACUCCAGACCCGUGCUAGUGCUUCUAUAGUCUCUUGUCACAAAUAUCACAGAUCAACCAAACUCUGGCUGGAAAUUCAGAAGUUUCAGAAAACUAAGAGCCUAACACUUAUCAUGAAGAGCAUGAGAAAGGUUUCCUAAGACUUGUCUCCAGAAUUCUGAGCUCAGAGGAGCUCUGGCCACCUGGCUCACCUGACCAGAGCCACAGGGUUACAGCUUCUGGUGACUUUUCUAUUUUAUUUUGAAUUCCAGUGGGACAAGAGAGAACACAUACUGGGAAAAGGUGGAAUUGGUGUGUCUCCAACAAAGUGUAGCUGGUGAAUUUCCUACUUUUUUUUCUUUUUUUGUGAGGUGUGAUAUGGCAAUGCUUCAGUUGAGUUCGACAGCUGCUGGUGAGGCCCAAACUUCGAUGUACAUUUUUUUUUUCUCUGAGUUUGGAUGGAAUUAUCCAGUUGAAGUGCUCAGCUGUGGUUUAGGCACACUCCUAACAGUCACCAUUUGCUGCUUAAUUGCUCAUCUAGUGUAGUGUGGCUGAACAGAGCCAAAGCUGAAUCCUGGGCUGGGUCAGUGUGGCAGCUGCUUUUGCGUUAAUGCUGUGCUUCACCUGCCAGUCCCACAGUGAGAUGUGCAGGCAGAAUUGCUUUGGAAAGCAAACAAGUCCUUGAUCCAACAGCCCCUUGUUGGUUUGUCAAGCAGCAGUUUUGGGGGGAAGGGUGAAUUCACCUUGUCCCAGUGAGGAAUGAGCGCGUGCUGCAUUUCCCGUGGUUCUCAUCAGCAGCCUGAAACCAUCAGAGAAACACCAACAAGUUAAAAUUCUGCUGGAGAGGUUUAGAAACUUCCCCCUUCCUAGGCAACACUUCCCCUCCUGAGGAUUCAGAACUUUUCCCAGCCCACUUGUAUCACCUUUAUGCCUUUAUCAGCUCCAGAGCACGUGGCCAAGGCUCUUGGCAGGCUGAAACCUGUUGCAACUUCAUUUUUCAGAUCGUGGUGCACAUCCACAGACCAGGUCUGAUUUCUGAGGUCACUCCAGUGCAAAUUGAUUAUCUUCAAAGUUUAUAUUGGACCAAAGCAAUAACAUCACCAGGAAAUCUCUCUGUGCUGAAGCUGAAAGCAGCUUCCCUAGUUCAAAAGCGAGUUGAAAUUCAAACUUCACCCCAAAUUCUGGCGUUCUUUUGCAGAGUAACUAAAGCUAGCAGUUUAUUUACCAACACCUAUCUGUAUUUGAGGGAUACUCAGAAGAUGGGCAGGAAAUUGUGUGUAUUUACUGCCCCAGGAACAGGUUGCCAUCAGAUGUGAGUCUUUAAGGCUGGUGGUUUUUCAAGACAAUCCACUACUUGUUGCACUUACAUUUUCAAGUGGCAAAGCUCUUACUGCAAAGACAGUGUGUCAAAGUCCAUGGCUUUCUGUAUAAAACAUCCUUUUGUUGUACUGGUCCAUUAUUUACUGCCAUUAACUGAAAAUGUGAAACCAACACUUAGGUCUCCUUUUAUAUAAAAGACCUUAAGAUAAUAGUAACAAACUGGAUGUUAUUUAUUAAUGUUUUGAUCCAGUAUGUGCUUGUCUUAUUUAAAGAGAUAACUGGAAUGUGAAUCAUGUUCCUGUGAUUUGUUGGUUUAUUGUUUCUCAUUCACAUUUGUAGAUAUUGUGACCUAUGCCUAUAUAAUAAAAAGGAUCUCAUUACUAUAAUGUACUUUUUUUAAUGAUGAAAACCUCAUUAGCUUUGUAUCGAGUUUGUCACGGCACAUAACUCUGGAUACACGUUCACAAAAUACAAAUCCAUCAUUAAACUUUACCAAAAAAAAAAAUCACCAAACCCUUCUUCCCCACUUAAGCUUUGAUUACUUCCAUCCCUAAUGUUUUUAUGGAUGCAUGAAAGUAUUAGGAUGUAUGUAUAUCCAAAUAGUUAACUAAAAAAAAAAAAAACCCAUUCUUGUCAUAUCUGCUAGUGACAGAGGUUAUCAAUGUUCAGGUUUACUGUUUGACUAAAUUAUUGUAAUUUUUGUAAAUACAGUAUAUACUCGAUGAAAUUGUGACUGGUCUAAAACAUUUGUAUAUACAUUAAAAAGCUCAAAUUAACAUA